Vespa velutina is the source of this 2098-nucleotide messenger RNA. RefSeq names its product baculoviral IAP repeat-containing protein 5 (gene Det). NCBI's taxonomy places the organism in Eukaryota, Metazoa, Arthropoda, Insecta, Hymenoptera, Vespidae. The record is from RefSeq and is a predicted model, not a curated record. The coding region runs from base 392 to 859 and encodes 155 amino acids. The transcript is spliced from 4 exons.
ACAAAUGCAAUGAUAUAGAACGACCAAUAGAAAGAGUUUAAUGAAUCAAUGGGAAGGUUAGGUUAAAACAUUUGAAAGUGUUGAACGAUGCCCUGGAGAUUUUUAUGCAUGAAAUGAAGAUAUACAUUGUGUAAAUAGAUCUAUCGUGAUAUGAGUGAACAUAAAUAAGAGAGAGAGAGAGAGAGAGAGAGAGAAAGAGAUAAAAAAAGAGACAAAGAAAAACUCGCAACUCGUUAAGAAUAAAAAGAAUAAAUUUACUUGGAAUUCAAUGUUUAUUUAUUUAUCAUUGUGACGCUUGCUUUGACAGUUACACACAAGUAUAGAACGCGACAAAUAAUUUUGUGGUCGUUCAAUUUCCGUUAACAAGAUUAUAUCGUAAAAUACAUGCAAUAUGGAUUUUUUACCAACAACUUCAUCAUUAUUUUGGAAAACGGUGAGAUUGGAAACGUUCAAAGAUUGGCCUUAUCAAUCUUCCGAAGAUGCUUGUAAUCCAGAACGUAUGGCUUCUGCCGGUUUCUUUUCCAAAGCAACAAAGGAAGAACCAGACUUAGUAGAAUGUUUUAUUUGUUCUAAGCAACUUGAUGGUUGGGAACCUACCGAUGAUCCAUGGAAAGAACAUGAAAAUCAUCAACCCUCGUGUGCAUUUGUAAAACUACAAAAACAAGACGAAUGCCUAUGGACCGUUUAUGAAUUAUUCGAAUUAAUAAAAGCAUAUAAUUUAAAGGAAUGCGAGUGUGAAUUAGAAAAUGCCAAAACUAAAGUAAAAAAUGAGGCAGCUAAACUUGCAGAGGAAAUACCAUUAUUGUUUAAAAGUAUAAGAAAAGGUAAAAGAGGAGGAAGUAAAGUUGACGGUGAUUAAGCAUAUGACAUUGUUUUUUUCACUUUUAUAUAAAAUUUAGAUUAUAUAUUUUCUUUAUAAUAAAAUUUAUUAAUAUAUGUAUAUAUAUAUAUAUAUUUUUUUUUUUUAAUCUAAUACUAUUAACACAUCUGUAGGAAGUCAAUAUCUCUUACAUUUUUCUGAUUAAGAAAAUAGAAAGAUUCAAAGUGGUCUGAUUUUUAUGUAUUCACGUGGAUCGAAGUAACGUGGAUAUAUAACUACGUUAGAGACAUAAAUUUCAGAAACAUCUGUAUAUGUAUUACGUAUCGCGAUUUCUUCGUCAGGAAUUAAUCAAUAUUUUAUAACAUAUUAACUUUAUCCUGUGAAAUAUCGAGAAAAGUAUUUUUUAUUUCUUUUUUUUUUUUUUUUCACAAAAAGGUAUUUAUUAACUGAUAUUUAUUAUCUUUUGGUAGAUAUAAUUAUAUACUUACGACAUAAUCUCGAUACAUAAAUGAAAACGGUAGAUUACCUCAUCUUUAUGUACUGUAAUCUUUCGAGUAGUUGUUUGUUACAUUACCAAAUCUUUUCAUUGUUUCUAAUUACAUUGUAUUUGUUAUCUGAAAGAGAAAGAGAGAGAGAGAAAGAGAAAUAGCUUAUGGUUAUUACAAAAUGUAUGUUUCCUCUUUACUAUAUACAUAAAAAUUUAUAUUUAAUAGCAUAUUAGCACAAGUGAAACUUAUCUUGCUUUAGGGUAUGCAUCGUUGACGAAGCGGUCAGCGAACGUUUUUCUUAGAAAGCUCAUAAACGAUUAUGCAUCUUGGUUGAUAGUCCAAACGAACCUUUCCCAUACUAUUCGUUUGUUUCUUUUGUCGCGUUCGUGUCGCGAAUCAAGCAUUCACUUUGAUGAAUCUUUAAGGAAAGUUUCUACAUUUUAUUUUCUAUUCUAUCCUUCGGUAAAUGUGUGUGACAAGCAUAACAUUCCUCGAUGAAAUCAAUUUGUUUUGUCGGCGAACUCUUCGAUUGGUCAUCGAUCAACAAUAUUUUUAUUUUGAUCUUUAAUUUCUUCCUUUUUUGAUUUCUUUUUUUUUUUUUUCUUUCUUUUUUUCCUUUUUUUUUCGGACGAUCGAUUCGCAGAUACAUAUAUCUUAUUAUUCCUCAUGCACGAAUAGUUAAUUUUUCGGGCCAUUACACAAUAAUAUAUAUAUAUACAUGAUAAGAGGAUGUAAAAUGGUAAUUUUUUAAGGUACUUUAAAAUACAUUUAUAUUGUCAUGUAAUACGAA